Molecule: messenger RNA, 2963 nt
Organism: Brassica napus (rape)
Lineage: Eukaryota; Viridiplantae; Streptophyta; Magnoliopsida; Brassicales; Brassicaceae
Product: protein NDR1-like
Exons: 1
Coding region: 213-863 (216 amino acids)
Biological process (GO): defense response to other organism
Source: RefSeq, a predicted model, not a curated record
CAAAGACGAACAUUCCGUUUUGGUCUUUGUAUAUAUAUUUGUUUUGGAAACAGCUUUCUUUCUAUAUAAGACCGUUAGAAGUCUUCGAAUUAUAUUAUUUAUCAUCAAUCAUGCAUGAAUUAAUUUAAUUUUUUAUAUUUUUUAAAUCUGUCUCCAGGCUCUUAUUUAGUCGUGUCUUUGAGUUGCCAAAAUAUCAAAAGUUUGAGAAAAAAAUGAGUCGUCUUGAAGCUGAAGGAAGAGCCCCAAGUUGCUGGUGGCGCUUCGGCUUUUGGUUAAUCAUCAUAGCUGGACUCAUCAUUCUCAUAGUUUGGAUAAAUCUACGUCCAACGGGUUCAGACAUUCCAAAAUGCUCAAUCGAAUACUUUUACGUUCCAGCCCUCAACAAAACCCUAAACUCACGACUCAACACCACUCUCAACUUCAUGGUUCGUCUAGCUAAUCCAAACAGUGAACAAGGAAUCUACUAUGACGACGUCCACCUUUCCUUCUCCAGCGUCACCUAUGUAUUCAUCGCUAACUACACGGUGCCAAGAUUCUACCAGGGACGCAAGAAGAAAGCCAAGAAGUGGGGUCAGGUUGUGCCUCUGAACAACCAGACAGUUUUAGAAGCGGUUUUGCCUAAUGGAUUGGCGAGUUUUCGGAUAAACCUGAAGACACAAGUGAGGUACAAGAACUCGUUUUGGAAAACUAGGAGGUUUGGGGUCGUCGUUGGUGCUGAAGUUGGAGUCAACGGGGAUGGAGUUAAAGCUAAUAAGAAAGGGAUUAGGUUGAAGAAAUCUGACUCUUCUUCAUCUUCUUCAUUAAGAAGCUAUUUUCCUGUUUGUGUUUUGACGAAUCUGCUUGUUUUCUUUGCUAUUUGUUGAACUGUUUGGUGCUUUUGAUUUUCAUUUGCUUCUUUGUUGUUGUUGGUUUUAUUUACUCUUUCAUUAGUAUUGCUUUGAGUUUUUUUUUUCCUUGAACUUUUAUUGUUUCUUCUUUGCGUUGUUCCGUCUUUUUCUUUGUAGCUUCUCAAGUUGACCAAGUACUUCAUUGAAUAAUUGAUCCUAUUAUUGUUUUGUUUCAACUAUAUGCAAUAUUAGUUUCUCUAUCAACAAAAUAUAUUUGAAAAUCAAUUAAAAAUGUACAAGACAAAUUUGUAUAUGGGCUUGAUGAAAACAAGGACCAAAGAGCGAAAAUAAAAACAUAACAAAAGUAAAGUAAAACUAACUAACUGGUAAAAUAUGCGGAUUUGUUUUUGAAUAAAUGUUAAAUUUAUCCAUCACAAAAAACCUAUUUUACAAUCAAUGAAUCUUUGUGUGGAAACAAAUAUGGUGUUAAGAGUAUUUCAAACUAGGGUUAGGCGGUGUGGUAUCUGGUCUACUUUAUAGCACUAAGUGUUUUUUUUUUCUAGGGCCUACUGGAUCAGCCGAUAUAGCCUAUCGAAAAAAAUAUAGAAUAAAAUGAAUAUACAUAAUGAAUAGCGUGAGUUCCAAGGUAUCAUUAUGAAUCAUUCAGUAGUCUUCAUCGUUUUUACCUGAAAUGCAUGACAGCGAGAGGCAAAAAAUGACAAUAACAAUAAAAGUUAUUGACCAAACCUUUUUACCAAAGAAAAAAUUGAGUCAAACGAUCAAGGUUUCAGUAUGAAGACACGUGUAAGAAGAUCAAAUCCAAAAGUAUUCAUUCAAAGAAAGGAAGAUGGCCGGAGAAGAAGAAGAGGUGUCCUUAGGUAGUUUUGGUAUCCGACUCUGGUUUCAUUGGUGGUCGCGCAGAGAGCGUAUAAGAAUGUGUGCUAAGAAAUUGUUAAUUUUAGAAUCACAUUUCCAAUAAUGCAUCAGAUCGCCCCAGGGCCAGAAAGAUGAGAAGAGUAAGUAGGAAAAAGAGGGGAAUUUUAGUUAAUUAGUAAAUUUGGGAUUUUUUUGUGUAUAUAGGGACAAAUUUUCCUUGUUCAUUUGUCAUCAUCACCAACAAAACAGAGUUGAUAAAUCCUCUUCCCCACUCUUCUAGCCUCACCCCGCCGCCACCAAAAGUUGUUUGUUUAGCACGUUACAUAUCUACAUAAUAUUUUUUUUGCUAAACAUGUAAAAUUUUAUUUCAGAAACGAAUGUUGAGGUUUACAAAAUAACAUGGUCAAAUACAUUACGAUAAAUAUUUUUGUAUACAACACUAACCAAAAGAUAACUAUAAUGUUUCAAAAGCAGCAAUGCAAAAAUCAUCCGUGAACAAUUUGUAGAAUCACCAAAAAAUUUCAUACACAACACACAAUCGUUCAUAAUGACGAUUUACCUCAAUUUUAUCAUUGAGAUACUGCUGUCAAGAUUAGAUGCAAAAUCCAUUGCAAUUUUUCUUUGCGUCUAGAAACAGAGGGAGUCCUUAAAUGGUUAGGAAACUUUUAUUUUUAUUUUUUUGAAAAAAUGGUUAGGAAAGAUUCGGUGAAAUUUGUAGUGUAAAGUAAGGAUUUUAUUGUUUCAACUUUCAAGACACAUUGAGAAAUUGUCAUAGAUUUAGCAGAUUGUCUUGGGAGUAUCUCAUGAUCAGAGAGUGAUGGAAAUUGUAGUUAUGAAAAAUUCAAAAAAUAUUUUUUUUUGUUAGUGUUAAGUACUACACUGAAAAGAUAUUUACCAUUAUCCAUUUGAUUUUUUUCCUAAACUUCAAAAUAUUUUUUUCUGGAAUGUUGAAAAUUUAUUUAUAUCAUGGGAAAAGGUUAAAAAUCUUCAAUUAUAAAAUUUCCGACCAAAAAUUUCAGGUUUUUUACUAGUAGUUUUUUUUCUUCCAAACAUGAUUGAUGAGACUGUAGUAAUUUAUUUAUAUCAUGGCUGACAAACCCAUUUUUAGUGUCCAUGCUGUCAAUGAAAAUUUUGAAAGGCCUUCACUUCCCAUCUGAAAGGCCUCAAAGAAGAGGUUCCUCCUGCCGGCAGAGAAUCAUAAACUCUUGCAUAGCCAAACGAUUAUAAGUGCCUCAAUUGAUUACAAUGAAAGCAGGAACC